Daucus carota subsp. sativus is the source of this 1352-nucleotide messenger RNA. Its product is annotated as transcription factor JUNGBRUNNEN 1. The record is from RefSeq and is a predicted model, not a curated record. The transcript has 3 exons. Gene Ontology annotation, biological process: regulation of DNA-templated transcription. Bases 137 to 1093 code for a protein of 318 amino acids. Lineage: Eukaryota; Viridiplantae; Streptophyta; Magnoliopsida; Apiales; Apiaceae. Gene Ontology annotation, molecular function: DNA binding.
ACAAGCCCUUUUCAACUUCCCAACAUAUAUACAUUUCAAACCAGAAGCUUUCUUCCACUCCAAAACUACCUAGCUAGACUGAUCACAUGUAGAGAGCAAACAUACUGUUCACACGGAUAAAUUUUGUAAUCACAAGAUGAACGGCAGAAGAAUGGAUAUCACUGGCAACCGGAAUCAGGGUGAUGUCGAAGACGAGGAUGAUGCACCGCUUCCAGGGUUUCGAUUUCAUCCCACUGAUGAAGAGCUGGUAGAUUUUUAUCUGCGGCGCAAGGUUGAGAAGAAGCCUCUCAGUAUUGAGCUCAUCAAACAUAUUGAUAUCUACAAAUACGAUCCCUGGGAUCUUCCAAAAGGGAGUAAUGUGGGAGAUAAAGAAUGGUAUUUCUUCUGUAGAAGAGGCAGAAAGUAUAGGAAUAGCAUAAGACCCAACAGGGUCACCAGCUCUGGGUUCUGGAAAGCUACUGGCAUUGACAGACCAAUUUACUCUGAAAGCCGCCGUGAUCAGUGUGUUGGAUUGAAGAAAUCUCUGGUUUAUUAUCGCGGUAGUGCAGGAAAAGGCACCAAAACUGAUUGGAUGAUGCAUGAGUUUCGCCUCCCCCCUCCGGAUUAUCAGCCAAACAAAAAUACCUCCAAAAUCAUCCAAAUCAACGAUGCAUUUCAGGAAGCGGAAGUAUGGACACUCUGUCGGAUUCUAAAGAGAAAUACAUCUCAUAAAAAGAAUUUACCGGAUUGGAGGGAUCAGAUAACUUCUAGUAAGAAAAAAUAUAAUCCAUUAAUUGAUGCAAGCUCCAAAACAUGCAGCGGUGAAUCUGACAAUCUACAAGGUUUCAGUAUCAGCUUCCAGCAGACUCCUAAACUUAUCGAUCAGCAUAUCAGGGAGGAGAAGCCAGUUGUCUUUCCAAAUAACCAUGUCACGGAUUUGAGCCAUUUGGUUAUGGCACCUGUCACAAACUCUAUGUAUCAAGAAGCUCCAUCAAGUGUUGUAACAUCAUACUCCAACUUUUCGAGCCCGGAGAUGAAUGAAUUUGUGAAAUAUGGAGAUUGGGAAGAGCUCAGGUCUUUUGUGGAAUUUGCUGGUGAUCAGUGUAUGAUAUAAUCAAAAAAUUACUACCUUAGCUUUAGGCUCUCAUCUUCUUUUUCUACUGGUGUGUAUCUUCGUCUUUCGUAUACAUUCAGAGUCCUAAUGUUGAAGAGAAGUAGUUGCAGCUAGCUUGCUGUUAUAUACACAGUGCAUGUGUAGUGUGUACUGUACUCUAAUUUAUGUGUUGUAUACUUGUAUAUAUGUUUUAUGAUGAUGAUUGCCUAGCUUGUUUAUCUGACUUUUGAUGCAAUAAUAUACUGAGCGUUUCUGGUAA